Molecule: messenger RNA, 1750 nt
Organism: Saprolegnia diclina VS20
Lineage: Eukaryota; Oomycota; Saprolegniomycetes; Saprolegniales; Saprolegniaceae
Exons: 6
Coding region: 24-1145 (373 amino acids)
Source: RefSeq, a predicted model, not a curated record
GCACAACCGGAAGAUCGACCAUCAUGCGCAUCUCGUUCGAGCUGCGCGGGCAGAAGGCCAAGCGCGCGUCGUGCAAGCGGGCGCCUGGCGCGCCGAUGCAGCUGCAAUCGCCCAUCGCUGUUCCCAAGCACGUUCCCAAGCGACCGUGGCGGCAGAUUGUCGACGCGGUGGCCUCGGGCAGCCUCGCGCGGCCGUGCACCAGCAGCGUGCAGCCGCCCGAGUCUCUGGUUCGCGCGUUGGUCAAUCCCACACUUGGCGUGACACGCCACGGCCUCCCGCUCGACGCGCUACCGGCCUUUGCGAGCUCGGUCGUCGUGUUCUUGUUUCGCAACGGGUUUCUCUGCAGAGGCGUCGCACGUGCCGAAGCGGUCAACGGCCAUGCACAAGCCUACGACAGUGCUUCCAGCGCGUUUCUUCUGGCGCUGGACAGUGGCGUCAUUCCGGCCGGCCUCACGACCUUGAUGCCAUGCAUCUUCUACGACAAUUGCAUCCUCGUCGACAUCUGGGACUACCGCGGCGACGAAUCCGCUCUAGUCCCGACGUCGUCGGCGAUGCUCCCGCGCGAUGCGCCCUCCGACAUACGCACGCGCCGACUGGUGCUGCGCGAGUCGCCGAGCCAUUGCAUGCUGCAUUUGCAGCGGUUUGUAGAGGCGAGUGUGCCCGGCGCACCGGCUGGGUUGGCCAUCGACUUGGAGGCCGCGCUCCUACCGCACGUGCACCCGGAUGACACGCUGUGCUGGGACCCGUCGCCAGAUGUCUUUCAAGUCGCAGCCGCGCUUGGACUGAGCAGCCACGUGGGUCAAGCGGCGAUGAUGCGUCGAUGGGGCAUCGGCACCGCGCGGCAGUACGCGUCGCUCGGUGCAGGAUCGACCCCGUUUACGGCGACAACGACAGGCUCGCUUGGUGGGGGGCCUGUCGCUAAGCCACCAUCAUCAUCAAAAAGUUCAGCAGCAGCGAAAGAAGAGGAAGGUCCGUUCUCGACAGCGCGCAUCGCUGUCGCGAGGCCAAUCCUACCACCGUCAGCGUCGUUUCUCGCCGCAGCCACGCAGUUGCGGACAGGCUUGGUGGCCACGUACGAGGCGAAUCUGGCGCGGCUCGUCGCGCCGAGAGCCGACGACGACGACGACGUCCCACGCAGAUCCUAGUCGACGCCAGCGCCCGUCGCUAUUCGAUAAAAUCUUGGCGCUUCCAUAUAUUUGGCGUGCCACGUUGCUUACGAUGUCGACGGCGUCUGGUUUCGAAUCCUCGCAGCUGAAGCCCACGGAUCUGCAUCUGGUCAAGAUGUAGCGCCCUGACGUGGCAAGGCGACGCUGGCCUUAUCGACGAUGAGCGGCCGGUCGCGUUCCAUGAAGACGAGGCAGAGUGGCACCAACGUGGGUGGCGGCCCACGAAUCUGCCGCAGCUGGCGUCCGCACAGAUGGCACGGACGACUCGACAUCGCGGGCAGCGGCGUCGACGCCAUGCCCUUGUCGACGUCGCUCGCUGCUCGCCGCCGCCGCCAAUGACCUCGUCGCGGCCUGUGUCACUGCUGCGUCGAGGUCGAGAUCGAGGUCGAAGCUGAGGUCGGGCGAGGACCAGGACGACCCAGUCGCACGUAUCUUAUGUGCGCCGAUCACUUGCGGCGGCCAAUCUGGUUCCCACGGCUUCUCGCCGUUCGAAAUUUCGAGGUUCGAUAUUUUAUUUUAAUCCGAGUUGAAGCCGCGACACCAUACAAAACCCAAGCUAAAAUACAAUCGUCGGGUUUGGGAGG